AUGUUCUCCAGGCCCUCCAGGACAUAUUUUGCUAAGGUAAUUGUAAUCACUCAUCUAUUUGUUGGUUGCCUGGCAGCUCGCUUCGCGGUACACCCAUCUGAUAUGACCGUUAGAGAAGGCGAUUCCAUAGAGUUGUCCUGUAAAAUCCGAGGCCUAAAAGAAGAUCAGGAUGUAUCAUGGUAUAGGGAUGACUUGGAAUUGAGCCGUGAUAAAAUUAUUGUAGUGAAUGAUAAUAUGCAUUCAAGGUAUGUUGUUACAUCAUUCCCAGACGGUCGUAAUUCAAUAUAUGUAUUAAAAAUUGAUCCAACAAUUAGAUCGGAUGCUGGCAUUUACACAUGUAGAAUCCUAUCAAAUGGACAUCUAGACGUGAGGUCUAAAAACGCUUCAGUUGUCAUUUUGCAAAUUCCACAGCAGCGUUACCCAGAAUGCAAAAUUUCAUCAAAUAAAAUCACAGUCAAUGAUUUAGUGACGAUGAAUUGUAGUACUGAAAGAAUUACACCGGUUGUAAAUAUAUCGUGGACUGUAAAUGGCACAACUGUUGAAAGCAAUACUCUUUUAAUUGGAAACACAACUACUAUUCAGUACCAAUUCCGAGCAAGAAAAACAGAUCACCUAAGGGUUUUCAUGUGCUUUUUAUUUUCGGAUGUUUUAGAGGAAUCAAGGAAUUGCUCUGUCGGUCAAAUAGACGUGUUUUACCCGCCUACCGUCAGUAUAGCCCAUACCGCUAAUAACAUCAUUGCUGGCCGUGAAAUUUUUAUGGUAUGCCAAAGUAAAGCAAAUCCACCAGUGACAGAUUACAACUGGAAAUUCUCACCAGUGAUACCAGACAGGUUUGUUUUUAUUGAUGAAUCCACACAGGUUCUACGGUUGGUUAAUACAACAUCUGAUUUGAAUAAUACAAUCAUAACUUGUACAGCUUCAAAUGAAGUAGGAAGUAAAACGGAUCAAGUUAGGCUCUAUAUACAAGCUGAGAAGCAUACUAUACCUGUAACACCAGCGUACACUCCACAAAACUAUGGAAGCGACCAACCGGAUAAUAGAUUGGCAGAUACAAUAAGCCUUCCUCUGCCGAUACUUGUAGUCUGUGCCGUUACAGGAAUAGUUUUUGUACUUGUUACUACUGUGAUACCGAUAUAUAUUCUGUGUAUGUGUAACAAGAAACAAAAUGAGACGAAAAAAGAUGAAGUGCACUGUCCUAUUGAUGUUAGAGAAAUGCAGGAGGUUUUACAGCCCGAUCAUUACUUUGAACCGUGUGACCGGGUUCUUCCCAGAAUUCCGGAUUCUGAAAGGGAAUUUCCUUGGAGAAAACACAUCGGAGUUCAGGUUCCGGAUGAUGAUUAUGACAUAGCUUCCACAUCAUAUACAAUGUACAUGACGAUGAAAGAACCUAAACGGGUCAGGCGUAACGAGCAGUACCGACGAUACCACACAUUAAUUCCUAUGCGUUUGUAA
Anneissia japonica is the source of this 1452-nucleotide messenger RNA. RefSeq names its product cell adhesion molecule 3-like. The coding region runs from base 1 to 1452 and encodes 483 amino acids. The transcript has a single exon. Lineage: Eukaryota; Metazoa; Echinodermata; Crinoidea; Comatulida; Comatulidae. The record is from RefSeq and is a predicted model, not a curated record.